Acomys russatus (golden spiny mouse) is the source of this 1477-nucleotide messenger RNA. RefSeq names its product coiled-coil domain containing 6 (gene Ccdc6). NCBI's taxonomy places the organism in Eukaryota, Metazoa, Chordata, Mammalia, Rodentia, Muridae. The transcript is spliced from 9 exons. The record is from RefSeq and is a predicted model, not a curated record. Bases 38 to 1477 code for a protein of 479 amino acids.
UCCCCGCGCCCGGCUCCCUGAGCCCACUCGCCCCGCCAUGGCGGACAGCGCGAGCGAGAGCGACACCGACGCGGCGGGCGGCGGCCCGGCAGCCAUGCAGUCCUCCUGCUCCGCGACCUCGGGCGGCAGCGGCGGGGGCGGCGGCGGGAAGUCGGGGGGCAUUGUCAUCUCGCCGUUCCGCCUGGAGGAGCUCACCAACCGCCUGGCCUCGCUGCAGCAGGAGAACAAGGUGCUGAAGAUCGAGCUGGAGACCUACAAACUCAAGUGCAAGGCGCUGCAGGAGGAGAACCGCGACCUGCGCAAAGCCAGCGUGACCAUCCAAGCCAGGGCUGAGCAGGAAGAAGAGUUCAUCAGCAACACUUUAUUCAAGAAAAUCCAGGCCUUGCAGAAGGAGAAGGAGACCCUCGCCGUCAACUACGAGAAGGAAGAGGAAUUUCUCACCAAUGAGCUCUCUCGGAAACUGAUGCAGCUGCAGCAUGAGAAAGCAGAGCUGGAGCAGCAUCUGGAGCAGGAGCAGGAGUUUCAGGUCAACAAGUUGAUGAAGAAGAUUAAAAAGCUGGAGAAUGACACCAUCUCCAAGCAGCUCACCUUAGAGCAGUUGAGACGGGAGAAGAUUGACCUGGAAAACACACUGGAGCAAGAACAAGAGGCGCUGGUGAAUCGGCUGUGGAAGAGGAUGGAUAAGCUGGAAGCUGAAAAGAGGAUCCUACAGGAGAAAUUAGACCAGCCUGUGUCUGCCCCGCCAUCGCCUAGAGACAUCUCCAUGGAGAUUGAUUCUCCUGAGAACAUGAUGAGGCAUAUCAGAUUUUUAAAGAACGAAGUGGAGCGGCUGAAGAAGCAGCUGCGAGCAGCCCAGCUACAGCAUUCAGAGAAGAUGGCGCAGUACUUGGAGGAGGAGCGGCACAUGAGAGAAGAGAACCUGCGGCUGCAGCGGAAGCUCCAGAGGGAGAUGGAGAGGAGGGAGGCACUGUGCCGCCAGCUCUCGGAGAGCGAAUCCAGCUUGGAGAUGGAUGACGAAAGGUAUUUUAAUGAGAUGUCUGCUCAAGGAUUAAGACCUCGCACUGUGUCCAGCCCAAUCCCUUACACGCCUUCUCCCAGUUCAAGCAGGCCUAUAUCACCGGGUCUUUCGUAUGCAAGUCACACGGUUGGUUUCACGCCACCAACCUCGUUGACCCGAGCUGGAAUGUCCUACUACAACUCUCCGGGUCUCCACGUUCAGCACAUGGGGGCCUCCCACGGCAUCACGAGGCCGUCGCCGCGGAGAAGCAGCAGCCCCGACAAGUUUAAACGGCCCACGCCGCCUCCAUCUCCCAACACACAGAGCCCUGUCCAGCCUCCUCCACCGCCUCCUCCGCCCCCCAUGCAGCCGGCGGUCCCCUCGGCAGCGGCUGCAGCCACCUCACAACCCACUGCCCCGUCGCAGCAGCAGCAGCAGCAGCAGCAGCAGCAUUCCGUGCACCCCUCCUCCCAGCCUUAA